AUGAAAUGCAAUUUGAAGCAUUUACGUAAAGAUUUUAAAAGCUGGAGUGGUAAUAAAAAAGUUGACGAUAUUAUACAAAGAGUACAGAGUACUGCAAAUGGUCCAGAAAAAGUCAUGGAAUGGAUUCCGUAUGAAAAUUUUAAACAGGAAAAAUAUAUUAAUAGAGGAGGAUUCGCAACAGUACAUUCAGCUAUUUGGUCAGAUGGUCCAAUUGAGAAAUGGGAUAUAAAGAAUAAACAAUGGAGUCGCAAGAAAAAUGAACCAGUAGCAUUGAAAUAUGUAGCUAAUUCAAAAGCUGAAAUAGAUGACUUUUUGAAAGAGGUUGUUUCAUAUUUUCAAAUAACUGAUAAUUCAGCGUUUAUUCGAUGCCUUGGAAUUUCUCAACAUCCAGAUGGUAGAUACAUUAUAGUAUUGGAAUAUGCAAUUUUAGGUAGUCUUCGUGCGUACUUGGAUGUAAAUUAUAAGUUUAUGACAUGGAAAGAAAAGAUUACUGCACUAUUCAACGUCAGCAUGGGACUUAGCACAUUGCAUAACAGCCAAUUGAUCCAUCACGACUUUCAUUCAGGAAACCUUUUAUUCCUUAGAGAUGUUGGUGAAGAAAACUUAACAGAUUCACCACAAAUUAACGUAUCUAAAAUGCCUCAUUAUAAAACACACCCUGGAGCAAUUUAUACUAGCAGGCUACUUGAUUUCUCUACUCUUCCACCCCCAGUAAAUGCACCAGAUUUUGAGAUUGAAGAUAGUCUUCAAGGUAAUUAA
Dentiscutata erythropus is the source of this 759-nucleotide messenger RNA. Lineage: Eukaryota; Fungi; Glomeromycota; Glomeromycetes; Diversisporales; Gigasporaceae. The record is from the annotation of a GenBank genome assembly.